CAUGGAGGUUAGAAGAGGAGGUGGAUAAGAAAUGAGUUGGGGAAAGAAGCUGAAGACUUCAGGUGUACUUUUAAACCAAGAAGGGGAGCGGAGAAGAGGCCUGAGGAACAGAAAUAGAUGAGUACAGUUGAAGGAGAAGUGGAGGAGUAAAUUGGGAGGAUCUUAAGGAAUCGAAGAGAGGAUGAGUGAAGACAUAGAUGAAUGGAUCUGGAGAAAGAGGGAACGGAGAGGUCGGCCUGAACAACGGAGAUGCAGCGGAAUAAAAGAAGAUAAGAGUAACCUGGAUGACUGAUAUGGUGACCUGUGUAAGGAGUGGGAAACAGCUGGCGUGAAUGACAAGACAACAAGGACUGAUAUCUCCUCAAUGUCCACUAACCACGGUAAUAAAACGUUUAACACCGCCAAAGAAGUACUAAAUACGGGGAAGUUUCUCUGACACAGAUUAAUCGUAAUCAUGGUCUAAAAUUCUAGCUCAAGCGAGAAUCUCUAUUGAAAAUGCUUGUGAGUCCAGGAUUAGGCAUAAUCUGUGUCUGGGAAAUCUCCCAUGUAUGACUGGCCUUGUGUUGGCCAUAAUUUAGUUGAGGAAAGUAAUUUUAUUGAUCGUUUCCACAGGUUUGUGAAACGAUUUUAGUCAAGAUACUGUACGUUGUUAUUCAAGUACCCUCUAGUGGUGCAAUGUGUCUUAUUUGAGAAGAACCACAAUGUUAUUGUCAGGGUGGUGGUAUGAUUGACUAAGGCUACUUCCCGAAUGGCACCCUGGCCAAAAGUAGUGCACUAUAUAGGUAAUCUCGUUCCCAGACACUUCUGCCCAAAUGCAUGGAAGGUCUAGUGGACCAAUACGUCAAACUAGGCCUUCGUUAGCCAAUAAGAAAGACGUGAAACUCCCGGCGUGAUAGGCAUUGGCUAAAUCUACCAACCAAUCAUCUCCCACUACAGCUUCUCCCAUGUGUCUUGUGCACCUCUGUCGUAUCAGAGAGGAAGAGGCGAAGCGAAAGGUUUUAAUCCUCCCAAAAUCUCUCCACGAAAAAUAAGCCCAGAAAUUGAGUAAUUUUUGAAUGGAGGUAAAUGAGUGUCGAAUUUGGUCAACAUUUUUUUUAUUGCUAAUUUGCUACGUGAGGCUUAUUUGAUCUAAUAUAAGUCUAGUAAUGGUUAGGUUGUUAAGAAUGGCAUUUCGGCAACUUUGAAAAAAAAAAACUUUAUAUCGGAAUAGUGCCUGUUGUCAUAGAGCUAGUGGAGUCAUCAUGGACAUAACCCAUUUUAACAUGGACACUGCCCUCACCGUUUUAACAUGGACACUGCCAUUGAGGGCUUCCACAAUUCCACCAUGGGUGGGGCAUCUUCUGAGCCAAUAAAGAAGAUUGCCUCAAUGGCGCUAUAAUGGCACAGCUACAAAGAUGAGUCCUCUAUCUAGCUCUAUGGCCUGUUCACACACUUAACUCCUUUUUCAUUGGCUAGAAUGAUCCCACCUGAUCUCGCUUCCUCCCCCCUGCCUUCCAUGUAUUUCCAUUGUUGGAGUGGUAUAUCUACUAUCUUGUCAAUAUAAUAGACAAUCUUUGGUUGUAACGGUCUGAUGUCUUGGCAAUAAAGAGAUGAACUCUUAUUGGGAUAGUCCCCACCACGCGACACACAUCGACCAGAUUUUAAUGAUGUAGGCUUUCUUCUCUGUGAAGCCAUUGGCUGGCUGGCUAGCUAGCUAUGUUCUUCGCUAAUUAGCGAGCUGGAAGUUGUGUUUUUGCUAGCACACAAGUUCCUGUCCAGGUCAUGCCUCCAUUUGGAGCAACGCCUCGUGGUCAUGUGAUUCGCUAAAGUUAAAUCAUGACAAAUACUUUACUCAAUAAGUCACUCCCAUAGAAAUGUAUGAUCAUUCACACUAGGCCCACUUUGCAUCGUUGAUAUCCAAGGCUCAUAUGUGAUGUGCGCAAUAGCCUUGGGAUGAGGUUACUAUAAAUGGAAUAGGGUCCCAUUGGGGACACAGCCUAAUGUAUACCUACUAAGCUCAACUGGCCAACUGGCUGUAUUGUUAUGACUGAUUUGCUGUGUGUAACUUUGUCCCAUCUCUUUGAAUGUCUCUUGAGGAGAGGGGUGAGGGCUGUGAGCAUGAGGAGGAGAACCAGAGUGGUUGAGAGACGGCUAAAGGACAUGCCACUUAGCCAGGGACAGACCGAGUUGAAUCCUUUGCCCGUCAUCUCCACAUCGUCCGAAGAUCUGUAGGUCCUCCCCGCUCCCUCUGACCAUAUUUCCAGUGUCCAUCCUCCGUGCGCACAUCCCCGCUCCCACACCGUCUCAAUGAAGGAGGCCGACGCAAUCAAGCUCUUCAUUGGGCAGAUACCCCGAAAUCUUGAGGAGAAGGACUUGAAACCGAUCUUCGAACAGUUCGGGAAAAUCUAUGAGUUGACAGUGAUAAAGGACAAAUACACGGGGAUGCACAAAGGCUGUGCCUUCUUGACAUACUGCGAACGAGAGUCUGCCCUCAAGGCCCAGAAUGCACUGCACGAGCAGAAGACGCUACCAGGGAUGAACCGGCCCAUUCAAGUGAAGCCAGCAGACAGCGAGGGCAGGGGAGAAGACAGGAAGCUGUUUGUGGGCAUGCUGGGGAAGCAGCAGUCUGAUGCGGACGUGAGGAAGAUGUUUGAGGCGUUUGGGAACAUUGAAGAGUGCACUGUGCUCCGCGGCCCUGACGGCACUAGCAAAGGCUGUGCCUUUGUGAAGUACCAGAACAACGCAGAGGCUGCGGCAGCCAUCAGCACUCUGCAUGGGAGCCGCACUCUACCGGGUGCCUCUUCCAGCCUGGUGGUGAAGUUCGCCGACUCUGAGAAGGAGCGAGGGAUAAGGCGCAUGCAGCAGGUGGCGUCCCAGCUGGGGGUCAUCAGUCCCAUGACCUUACACCUCGGGGCUUACAAUGCCUACACGCAGGCACUGGUGCAGCAGCAGGCUCUGGUGGCGCAGUCGGCGUACUUGUCUCCUGUGUCCACCAUCACCAUGCAGCAGUUGGCUGCCCUCAACCCGAGCAGCCUCAUUGCCACGCCCAUCGCAUCACUCACUACCUCCUCAGGUACCAGCACUCCGCCCACCAUGGCAGCCACACCGGUGCCUGCUCUGCCUCCACCACUCAGCUACCCUCCAGUCCCAGCUCCACCCAAUGGACAGUCAGCGUCUGAAACCCUGUACACCAAUGGAGUUCAUUCUUACCAAGCUCAAACUCCAGUGUUGGAUCCUCUUCAACAAGCAUACGCAGGGAUGCAACACUACACAGGUGGGACAGUUGUGAGUCCAUUUGAGUCCUUAAAAUUUCCUGGAGGGAAUUUUAGGUUUGAAAUGCCCUCUCAACAGUCCUUAAUGUUUACUUAUGCAAACACACCCACAGCAACCUACCCUUCUGCCUAUGGAAUGGUGGGGCAGCCAUUCCCACACCAACACACAAUGGUUGCACAGCAACACCAGCAGCCUCAGCAACUGCAGCAACGAGAAGGGCCUGAGGGCUGUAACAUCUUCAUCUAUCACCUGCCUCAGGAGUUCACUGACUCUGAGAUGCUACAAAUGUUCAUCCCCUUCGGCCACGUCAUCUCAGCAAAGGUCUUUGUUGACCGUGCCACCAAUCAGAGCAAGUGCUUUGGUUUUGUGAGUUUUGACAACCCGUCCAGUGCUCAGACGGCAAUUCAGGCCAUGAAUGGUUUCCAGAUUGGCAUGAAGAGGCUCAAGGUGCAGCUCAAGAGGCCCAAGGAUGCCAACCGACCCUACUAAAUGAGCAAGGAAGAUGAGAAGGGAAGAUAUAAGAGUUCUAUCAAGAAACUGCUUGGGACGUUCCAGCCUUUUGGUUGUUUCGCCAACCGUAUAGCACAGGAGCAACAACACUUCUCCAAAAAAUAUGAUAAAUAUAUGUAUCUGCAACAAUAACACAAUCUGUAACAACAAAAUAACAAACGUGUGGUGGGUGGUUGAGUACACAUACCAUUCCACAGCUGGAUUCAGUCAUAUUAUGUACAUACUGUAUUGUCAGCUACAAGGUCUACAUGAAAAAGCAUAUCACUUAUUCUAAUGAACAGGGUUUUACUGUAUAGUGUGGUUUGUGGUCCAUAAAGUAAGGGGGAAGGGCAAUGUAUGGGGUUGAAGAAGUGGGAUGGUAACCUUGUCGGGGGAAAAAAAAAAAUAUUCUGUAUGAUUUCCAUUGGUCGAAUUGGUAUGUAGAUUUAGUUUAUUAUUUAAAAGUAAAUGAAAGAAGGGGUAAUUAAACAGGAAGAAAAUCAACUUCUUCUCACUGUACAUAUCUUUGUUUUAAAUGAGUCAAAUAAUGAAAAUGUGUUAUUAUAACCACUACUACUGGUAUUGGCAUAAUGGUGGGAGGGAGGGUAAUUGGGUGGAAUUUUUGUAUCUACAUUUUUUACUUUUAAUUUAUUUGUUAAUGGGGAUUUUUUUUUUUUUUUUUUUUGAACAUAGAAGAAUCCUGUGGUCUACAAGACUAUGGAUAAACUUAUUGUAGAAUGUUUAAUUACAUAAAUGUAAUUAUCAAAAAAUCAUUGUUUAAUUAUUUAUUCCCUACAAUUGCUGUUUUAAAACAUGUCUUUAAGAAAAAUAAAGUAAAAUUUAGAAAAGGA
Molecule: messenger RNA, 4592 nt
Organism: Salmo salar (Atlantic salmon)
Lineage: Eukaryota; Metazoa; Chordata; Actinopteri; Salmoniformes; Salmonidae
Source: RefSeq, a predicted model, not a curated record